AUGUCUGCCCCUGAUGCCCGUGCCUUCCCUCUCGCUGAUGCCGAGUUGACUAACCAGAUCCUCGAUCUUAUCCAGCAAGCUUCUCACCUUCGUCAAUUGAAGAAGGGUGCCAACGAGGCCACCAAGACCUUGAACCGUGGUAUUUCCGAGUUCAUCAUUAUGGCUGCUGAUGCUUCUCCCAUCGAGGUUGUUUUGCACCUUCCUCUCCUUUGCGAGGACAAGAACGUUCCCUACGUCUUUGUUCCCUCUAAGGUUGCUCUCGGCCGCUCCUGCGGUGUCUCCAGACCCGUUAUUGCUGCUUCCGUCACUUCUAACGAUGCCUCCCAGCUUAAGGGCCAAAUCAUCCAGCUUAAGGACAAGAUUGAGAGACUUCUUAUUUAA
This is a messenger RNA of Magnusiomyces paraingens, 381 nucleotides long. RefSeq lists its product as uncharacterized. The record is from RefSeq and is a predicted model, not a curated record. Bases 1 to 381 code for a protein of 126 amino acids. Gene Ontology annotation, cellular component: nucleolus; box C/D methylation guide snoRNP complex; precatalytic spliceosome. Gene Ontology annotation, biological process: maturation of SSU-rRNA; ribosome biogenesis; mRNA splicing, via spliceosome. NCBI's taxonomy places the organism in Eukaryota, Fungi, Ascomycota, Dipodascomycetes, Dipodascales, Dipodascaceae. The transcript has a single exon. Gene Ontology annotation, molecular function: RNA binding.